This is a messenger RNA of Rhineura floridana, 12625 nucleotides long. RefSeq names its product LDL receptor related protein 1B (gene LRP1B). Gene Ontology annotation, molecular function: calcium ion binding; protein binding. The transcript has 83 exons. NCBI's taxonomy places the organism in Eukaryota, Metazoa, Chordata, Lepidosauria, Squamata, Rhineuridae. The record is from RefSeq and is a predicted model, not a curated record.
UGAACUAGACCCAUAUGGAAUGCCAGGGGGAUGCUCUCACAUCUGUUUGCUCAGCAGCAGCUACAAAACCAGGGCUUGUCGCUGCAGAAUGGGCUUCAUCUUGGGAAGUGAUGGCAGGUCAUGCAAAAGACCAAAGAAUGAGUUGUUCCUGUUUUAUGGGAAGGGACGCCCGGGAAUAAUACGGGGAAUGGACCUGAAUACCAAAGUAGCUGAUGAAUAUAUGAUCCCCAUAGAAAACCUGGUUAAUCCUCGAGCCCUGGAUUUUCAUGCUGAGACCAAUUACAUAUAUUUUGCUGACACUACCAGCUUCCUGAUUGGACGUCAAAAAAUCGAUGGCACUGAGCGUGAGACAAUCUUGAAGGAUGAUCUCGAUAACGUGGAAGGCAUUGCAGUAGACUGGAUUGGAAAUAAUCUGUUUUGGACAAAUGAUGGCUACAGGAAAACUAUUAACGUUGCCAGAUUGGAGAAAGCUUCUCAAAGUCGGAAAACUCUGUUAGAAGGAGACAUGUCACAUCCCAGAGGAAUUGUUGUGGAUCCUAUUAAUGGCUGGAUGUAUUGGACAGACUGGGAAGAAGAUGAAAUAGAUGAUAGCGUGGGAAGAAUUGAGAAGGCAUGGAUGGACGGCUACAACCGGCAGAUUUUUGUGACAUCAAAGAUGUUGUGGCCAAAUGGAUUAACUUUGGACUAUCAAAACAAUGUAUUGUACUGGUGUGAUGCCUAUUAUGAUCACAUUGAAAGAAUAUUUUUGAACGGAACUGACAGAAAGGUGGUCUACAGUGGAAAAGAACUAAACCAUCCAUUUGGACUAUCACACCAUAGGAAUUAUAUUUUCUGGACAGAUUAUAUGAAUGGCUCUAUUUUCCAACUGGAUUUGAUGACGAGAAACGUGACACUUCUAAGAAGUGAGAGAUCACCUCUAUUUGGGCUUCAGAUUUAUGAUUCCCACAAGCAGCAAGUGGGUGACAACGCAUGCCGUGUUAAUAAUGGAGGCUGCAGCACUCUCUGCUUAGCUAUUCCCAGAGGCAGAGUGUGUGCUUGUGCUGAUAAUCAGCAUUUGGAGGAAAACAGUACAAUCUGCAUGAUUAAUUCCGGAGAAGUGUUACCUAAGUUAUGCAAACCAGGAGAGUUUCAAUGUCAGAACAGGCGCUGCAUCCAAGACCGCUGGCGUUGUGAUGGUGAUGAUGAUUGCCUUGAUGGUUCCGAUGAGCAUUCUGAGAUUUGCUUUAAUCACAGCUGCCCUGACAAUCAAUUUAAAUGCUAUAAUAACCGUUGCAUCCCCAAGAAGUGGCUUUGCGAUGGAACAAAUGAUUGUGGGAGUGGUGAAGAUGAAUCAAAUGAAACUUGUACAGCAAGAACAUGUCAAGCUGACCAGUUUUCUUGUGGGAACAGACGUUGUAUUCCAAGUUCAUGGCUAUGUGAUCGGGAGGAUGACUGUGGUGAUGAAUCAGAUGAAAAGGUAUCUUGUGAAUUUCCAACUUGUGACCCACUAGCUCAUUUUAUAUGCAGAAAUGGAGUAUGCAUUAGUAGCAAAUGGCAGUGUGAUGCAGAUGAUGACUGUGGUGAUGGCAGCGAUGAACUGAACUGUGCUCAUUCAUGCUUUGACAAUCAGUUCAGCUGUUCCAAUGGCAGGUGUAUUCCAGGUCACUGGGCUUGUGAUGGUGACAAUGACUGUGGAGACUUCAGUGAUGAAAACACAUCAAAUUGCACCAAGGAAGAAACGGCCUCUCUGGGAGGAUGCAAUGGGAAAGAAUUUCAGUGCCACCCAGAUGGGAAUUGUAUUCCUGAGUUCUGGCGAUGUGAUGGAGAAAAGGACUGUGAAGAUGGCAGCGAUGAAAAGUUCUGCAAUGGAACUAUACGCCCAUGUGAUGCUAAAACAAAGUUUUCCUGCAAGACUACAGGGAGAUGCAUUAGUAAAGCCUGGCUGUGUGAUGGGGAUACUGACUGUGAGGAUCACUCCGAUGAGGAUAAUUGUGAAGGAUAUUUGUGCGGACCACCAAAAUACCCUUGUGCUAAUGACACUUCUAUCUGUCUACAGCCUGAGAAACUCUGCAAUGGGAUAAGAGAUUGUCCUGAUGGAUCUGAUGAAGAUAUUCUUUGUGAUGAAUGUUUGCUUAACAAUGGUGGUUGCAGCCACCAGUGUUCAAUAGUUCCUGGAGGCAGAAUUGUGUGUUCAUGCUCACCAGGACUGUACCUGAGUUCAGACAAUAAAACCUGUGAAUUCAUAGAUUAUUGUGCCAAACACCAGAAGUGCAGCCAAGUGUGCGAACAGCAUAAAAAUACUGUUAAGUGCUCCUGUUAUGAAGGUUGGAAGCUCAAUAAAGAUGGUGAAAGCUGUGCUAAUAUUGAUCCAUUUGAAGCUUUUAUAAUUUUCUCUAUUCGGCAUGAGAUCAGAAGGAUCGAUCUACAGAAGCGGGAUUACAGUCUGUUAGUUCCUGGACUGAGAAAUACAAUAGCACUUGAUUUUCACUUCAAUCAGAGCUUGCUGUACUGGACAGAUGUGGUAGAAGAUAAAAUUUACAGAGGCAAGCUUUCUGAAACCGGAGGGGUAAGCUCCAUUGAAGUAGUGGUACAACAUGGUUUAGCUACCCCUGAAGGUCUUACUGUUGACUGGAUUGCUGGAAAUAUAUACUGGAUAGACAGCAAUUUGGACCAAAUUGAAGUUGCUAAAUUAGAUGGCACGCUGAGGACUACAUUAAUAGCAGGUGCCAUGGAGCAUCCUAGGGCUAUUGCUUUGGAUCCUAGAUAUGGAAUUCUGUUUUGGACAGACUGGGAUGCUAAUUUUCCACGCAUUGAGUCUGCUUCCAUGAGUGGAGCAGGAAGGAAGAUAAUAUAUAAAGACAUGGAUAGUGGAGCAUGGCCUAAUGGCCUUACAGUUGAUCAUUUUGAAAAACGAAUAGUAUGGACAGAUGCCAGGUCAGAUGCUAUUUAUUCAGCACUGUAUGAUGGAACUGGCAUGAUAGAAAUUAUACGAGGACAUGAAUAUCUUUCUCAUCCCUUUGCUGUCUCUUUAUAUGGGAGCGAAGUAUAUUGGACAGACUGGAGGACAAACACAUUGUCAAAAGCCAACAAAUGGACAGGUCAAAAUGUUAGUGUGAUACAAAAAACUAGUGCACAGCCUUUUGAUCUUCAAAUCUAUCACCCAAGUCGUCAACCACAUGCUCCCAAUCCUUGCGCUGCUAACAAUGGCAAAGGCCCAUGCUCUCAUAUGUGCCUGAUCAAUCAUAACAGAAGUGCUGCAUGUGCAUGUCCUCAUUUAAUGAAGCUGUCUACAGACAGAAAGAUAUGCUACGAAAUGAAAAAAUUUCUUCUUUAUGCAAGACGUUCAGAAAUAAGAGGUGUUGAUAUAGACAAUCCAUACUUCAACUUCAUAACAGCCUUCACAGUUCCCAAUAUUGAUGAUGUAACAGUUGUAGAUUUUGAUGCAGCAGAGGAACGUUUGUAUUGGACUGAUGUGAAAACGCAAACUAUAAAACGGGCCUUCAUUAAUGGGACUGGCUUAGAAACUGUUAUAUCAAGAGACAUUCAAAGCAUUCGGGGACUGGCUGUGGAUUGGUUAUCACGUAAUUUAUACUGGAUUAGCUCAGAAUUUGAUGAAACACAAAUUAAUGUAGCACAUUUAGAUGGCUCUUUAAAAACCUCAGUUAUACAUGGAAUUGAUAAACCACAGUGUCUUGCUGUUCACCCAGCUAAAGGGAAACUUUUUUGGACUGAUGGAAACACCAUUAAUGUGGCAAAUAUGGAUGGCAGCAACAGCAAAAUACUGUUUCAAAAUCAAAAAGAUCCAGUUGGUUUAUCUAUAGAUUAUGCCGAGAACAGGCUUUAUUGGAUCAGUUCAGGAAAUGGAACCAUAAACCGAUGCAAUUUGGAUGGUGGCAAUUUUGAAGUAAUUGAUUCAAUGAAAGAAGAAUUAACAAAAGCUACAGCCUUAACUGUUAUGGAUCGAAAACUAUGGUGGGCAGACCAAAACUUAGGCCAGGUGGGUACCUGCAAUAAGAAAGAUGGAAGGAAUCCCACAGUCCUACGAAACAAAACUUCAGGAGUUGUACAUAUGAAAGUAUAUGACAAAGCAGCACAGCAAGGUAAACUCAAUUCCUGUCAACUCAAUAAUGGAGGAUGCUCCCAGCUUUGUUUACCAACCUCAGAAUCAACCCGAACAUGCUUGUGUACAGUAGGCUAUAACCUUCGGAAAAACCGUAUGUCAUGUCAAGGCAUAGAAUCAUUCCUGAUGUAUUCUGUUCAUGAAGGAAUUAGAGGAGUUCCUCUUGAUCCAAAUGAUAAAACCGAUGCAUUAAUGCCUAUAUCAGGAGCUUCAUUUGCUGUGGGUAUAGAUUUUCAUGCAGGAAAUGAUACAAUCUACUGGACAGACAUGGGAUUCAACAAAAUAAGCCGAGCUAGACGGGAUCAGACAUGGAAGGAAGACAUUAUUACAAAUGGUUUGGGAAGAGUAGAAGGCAUUGCAGUUGACUGGAUAGCGGGUAAUAUAUAUUGGACAGAUCAUGGCUUCAACUAUAUUGAAGUUUCCAGGCUCAAUGGCUCUUUUCGAUAUGUAGUUAUUUCUCAGGGUCUCGACCAGCCAAGGUCUAUAGCAGUACACCCAGAAAAAGGAUAUUUAUUCUGGACAGAAUGGGGACAGGCACCCUGCAUAGGCAAGGCACGUUUGGAUGGAUCAGAGAAGAUUGUUCUUGUUGGCUCUGGGAUUACAUGGCCUAAUGGAAUUUCUGUUGACCAUGAGGAAAAUAAAUUAUAUUGGUGUGAUGCUCGAAUGGACAAGAUAGAAAGAAUUGACCUUGAGAGUGGAAGGAAUCGGGAGAUUGUCCUGUCAGGAAGCAACAUGGAUAUGUUUUCAGUCACAGUCUUCGGGGCUUUCAUCUACUGGUCUGACAGAGCUCAUGCAAAUGGGUCCAUCAGACGAGGCCACAAAAAUGAUGCCACAGAGGCAGUAUCCAUGAGGACAGGCCUUGGAAUAAACUUGAAGGAAGUGAAAGUCUUCAACAGAGGACGUGAGAAAGGAACCAACAUUUGUGCCAAGAACAAUGGUGGGUGUCAGCAACUUUGCCUCUAUCGAGGAAAUAUGCAGAGAACAUGUGCUUGUGCACAUGGCUAUCUAGCCGAGGAUGGAGUUACAUGUCUGAGACAUGAUGGCUAUUUGCUUUAUUCAGGAAGAACAAUACUAAAAAGUAUACAUCUUUCAGAUGAAACAAACUUAAAUUCACCAGUACAACCAUAUGAAAAUCCAGAAUAUUUCAAAAAUGUAAUAGCGCUGGCUUUUGACUACAGCCAGAAAGGAAGAGGUACUAAUCGAAUCUUCUUUAGUGAUGCACAUUUUGGAAAUAUACAACUUAUUAAAGAUGAUUGGUCUGGCAGAAACAUUAUAGUUGAAAAUGUUGGUUCCGUAGAGGGCCUUGCAUAUCAUAGAGCAUGGGAUACUUUGUACUGGACCAGCUCUACUACAUCUUCUAUUACAAGGCACACAGUUGAUCAGAAACGAAGAGGUGCUUUCAACAGAGAAGCAGUAAUAACAAUGUCUGAAGAUGAUCAUCCACAUGUAUUAGCCCUUGAUGAAUGCCAAAAUUUAAUGUUUUGGACUAAUUGGAAUGAGCAGCAUCCAAGCAUCAUGAGAGCUACACUGUAUGGCAAAAAUGCGCAAGUUGUUAUCAGCACUGAUAUCCUGACACCUAAUGGGCUUGCUAUUGAUCACAGUGCAGAGAAAUUAUACUUUUCAGAUGGCAGUUUGGGAAAAAUAGAAAGAUGUGAAUAUGAUGGAUCACAUAGAAAUGUGAUUGUCAAAUCUGGACCUGGCACUUUUCUCAGUCUUGCUGUUUAUGAUGACUGGAUCUUCUGGACCGACUGGGUGAGAAGAGCUAUUCUGCGAUCCAAUAAAUAUACAGGUGGAGAUACAAAAAUUCUUAGAUCUGACAUACCACAUCAACCAAUGGGCAUCAUAGCUGUUUCUAAUGACACUAACAGCUGUGAAUUAUCCCCCUGUGCCCAAAUGAAUGGGGGCUGCCAUGAUUUAUGUCUUCUGACUCCUGAUGGCCGUGUUAAUUGCUCAUGUAGGGGUGAUCGCAUACUUAUAGAUGACAACAGAUGUGUGUCUAAAAACUUCUCAUGCAACUUUUACUCUGACUUUGAGUGUGGCAAUGGUGAGUGCAUUGAUUACCAACUUUCCUGUGAUGGUAUAUCCCAUUGUAAAGACAAGUCUGACGAGAAGUUAUUUUAUUGUGAAAAUAGAAGCUGUCGGAAAGGCUUUAAACCAUGUUUUAACCGUCGCUGUGUUACCACCGAUCAAGUCUGUGAUGGCAAAAAUGAUUGUGGUGACAACUCUGAUGAAAUAGGCUGUGAAGGUACGUGAUGUACUUCAACAGAAUUUCGCUGCGCAGAUGGAACUUGUAUUGCAAAAUCAGCACAAUGCAAUCAGAUAAUUGAUUGUUCGGAUGCUUCAGAUGAGAAAAACUGCAAUAACACAGAUUGCACUCACUUCUAUAAACUUGGAGUCAAAUCUUCAGGAUUUAUUAGGUGUAAUUUUACUUCACUUUGUAUACUACCAGAAUGGCUGUGUGAUGGCUCUAAUGACUGUGGAGAUUAUACAGAUGAACUAAAAUGCCCAGUUCGAAACAAACAUACAUGUGAAGAAAAUUAUUUUGGUUGUCCAAGUGGGAGGUGUAUUCUGAAUACCUGGGUAUGUGAUGGUCAAAAAGAUUGUGAAGAUGGAAGUGAUGAAUUACAUUGUGAUUCCUCUUGUUCAUGGAAUCAGUUUGCUUGUUCUGAAAAUAAGUGUAUCUCUAAACAAUGGACGUGUGAUGGGGAGGAUGAUUGUGGAAAUGGCUUGGAUGAAAGUAAAGCUAUAUGUGGCUCAGUAACCUGUGCCCCAGACAUGUUCAGCUGCUUAGGUUCCUAUGCCUGUGUUCCUCAACACUGGCUUUGUGAUGGGGAAAGAGACUGCCCUAAUGGAAGUGAUGAGCUUGCUACAGCAGGAUGUGCUCCUAAUAAUACUUGUGAUGAAAAUACUUUCACAUGCCACAGUAAAGUCUGUAUUCCGAAGCAGUUUGUAUGUGACCAUGAUGAUGACUGUGGAGAUGGAUCAGAUGAAUCACUAGAAUGUGGCUAUCGUCACUGUAAUCCUGGAGAAUUCAGCUGUGCUGAUGGAAGAUGUCUCUUAAAUUCUCAGUGGCAAUGUGAUGGAGAUUUUGAUUGUCCAGACCAUUCUGAUGAACAUCCAAUUAACAUAAAAUGCAGAAGUGCAGAACAGUUGUGCAACAAUUCCUUUUUUAUGUGCAAAAAUGGCAAGUGUAUUCCCCAAGAAGAUGUGUGUGAUACUAAACAAGAUUGUGGUGAUGGAUCUGAUGAGAGAAACUGUCAUAUUAAUGAAUGCUUGAGUAAGAAAGUCAGUGGCUGUUCUCAAGAUUGUCAAGAUCUUCCUGUUGGGUACAAGUGUAAAUGUUGGCCUGGCUUCCAUAUGAAAGAUGAUGGCAAAACAUGUGUGGACAUUGAUGAAUGUUUGUCUGGCUUUCCAUGCAGCCAGCAGUGCAUCAAUACAUAUGGCACCUACAAAUGUUUGUGUGCAGAUGGUUACAAAAUACAACCUAAUAAUCCAAAUGGCUGCAAAUCUCUUUCAGAUGAGGAACCUUUUCUAAUUCUGGCUGAUCAUCAUGAAAUCAGAAAAAUCAGUACUGACGGAUCAAACUACACUUCACUGAAACAGGGUCUGAACAAUGUGAUUGCAGUAGACUUUGAUUACAGAGAAGAAUUCAUCUAUUGGGUUGAUUCCAGCAGACCAAAUGGCAGUAAAAUAAAUAGAAUGAAUCUAAAUGGAAGUGAUGUCAAGGUAGUUCAUAACACAGCUGUUCCUAAUGCACUAGCUGUUGACUGGGUUGGAAAGAAUCUCUAUUGGUCUGACACAGAAAAAAGGAUUAUUGAAGUAUCAAAACUCAAUGGCUUAUACCCCACUGUUCUCGUGAGCAAAAGGGUGAAGUUCCCUAGAGAUCUCUGUUUAGAUCCUCAAGUUGGAUAUUUGUACUGGAUUGACUGCUGUGAGUAUCCCCACAUUGGCCGAGUCGGUAUGGACGGCUCUAAUCAGACAAUUGUGAUAGAAACACAUAUAUCUAGACCAAUGGCUCUUACAAUAGAUUAUGUCAACAGAAGACUCUACUGGGCUGAUGAAAGCCAUAUUGAAUUUGCUAACAUGGAUGGCUCUCAUAGAAAUAAAGUUCCUAAUCAACAUAUUCUAGGGGUGAUUGCUCUCACAUUAUUUGAAGACUACAUCUACUGGACUGAUGGGAAAACCAAGACAGUCAACCGUGCCCAUAAAACCUCUGGAGCAGAUAAAGUAGCACUGAUUAACUCAUGGCAUGCCAUAACUGAUAUCCAAGUGUAUCAUUCAUAUAGACAGCCGGAUGUGCCUAUACAUCUGUGUGCAUUAACUAAUGGUGGCUGUAGUCACCUGUGCCUCCUAGCCCCGGGCAAAACGCAUGCUUGUGCCUGUCCCACCAACUUCUACCUCUCUGCAGAUAAUAAGACUUGCUUAUCAAAUUGCACAGCCAGUCAAUUCCGCUGCAAAACUGACAAAUGUAUUCCAUUCUGGUGGAAAUGUGAUACUGUAGAUGAUUGUGGGGAUGGAUCAGAUGAACCUGAAGAAUGCCCUGAAUUUAAAUGUCAACCUGGCCGAUUUCAGUGUGGAACUGGGCUCUGUGUGUUACCAGCAUUUAUAUGUGAUGGAGAAAAUGAUUGUGGAGACAACUCUGAUGAACUCAAUUGUGAAACACAUGUCUGCCUGUCGGGUCAAUUCAAGUGCACCAAAAAUCAAAAGUGUAUUCCAAUAAAUCUCAGGUGUAAUGGACAGGAUAAUUGUGGUGAUGAAGAAGAUGAACGAGAUUGUCCGGAAAACAGCUGUUCUCCUGACCAUUUUCAGUGUAAAACAACAAAACAUUGCAUUUCUAAACUGUGGGUUUGUGAUGAGGAUCCAGAUUGUGCUGAUGGGUCUGAUGAGGCAAACUGUGAUAAAAAAACAUGUGGGCCUCAUGAAUACCAAUGUAAGAACAGCAAUUGCAUUCCAGAUCACUGGAGGUGUGACAGCCAAAAUGACUGUGGUGACAAUUCCGAUGAAGAAAACUGCAAACCACAAACAUGUACUCAGAAAGCCUUUCACUGCUCAAAUGGAGACUGUAUAUCUGCAAGAUUCUGGUGUGAUGGUGAUUAUGAUUGUGCAGAUGGCUCAGAUGAGAGAAAUUGUGAUUCUGGCUGCUUAAAAGACCAGUUCCAAUGCUCCAAUGGUCAGUGCAUAGCCACAAAGUGGAAAUGUGAUGGACAUGAUGACUGCAUUCUUGGAGAGGAUGAGAAAAAUUGUGAACCGGCAUCUCCAACCUGCUCUUCAAGUGAGUAUGUGUGUGCCAAUGGAGGAUGUAUCUCAGCAUCUUUCAGGUGUAAUGGAGAAUAUGACUGUCCAGAUGGCUCUGAUGAGAUGGACUGUGUAACAGAAUGUAAAGAAGAUCAGUUUCGUUGUAAAAAUAAGGCACACUGUAUCCCUGUCAGAUGGCUUUGUGAUGGAAUCCAAGAUUGUGUGGACAACAGCGAUGAACAACAUUGUGACAGAGGGGGGAAUAUAUGUAGAGCAGAUGAGUUUCUUUGCAACAAUUCACUCUGUAAACUACAUUUUUGGGUUUGUGAUGGAGAAGAUGACUGCGGAGAUAAUUCUGAUGAACUCCCUGAAAUAUGUGUAAAAUUUCCAUGUCCACCAACCAGGCCUUACCAAUGCAGAAAUAAUAGAGUCUGUCUGAGACGUGAACAGAUUUGUAAUGGGAUUGAUGACUGUGGGGAUGAUUCAGAUGAAGACCAUUGUGACAAAGCUACUUAUAAGGCAAGACCUUGUAAAAAAGAUGAAUUUGCUUGUAGCAAUAAGAGGUGUGUACCAGUGGAACUAGAGUGUGAUCAGUUUGAUGACUGUGGUGAUGGUUCAGAUGAGCAAGGCUGUAAAACAAGCUUAUCUGAAUAUAGGUGUGAAAAUAAUGUGAAUCCUUGCGGGGAUGAUGCAUAUUGUAAUAAAACCAAAACAUCUCUUUUCUGUCAGUGUAAGCCUGGAUUUCAAAGGAACAGGAGAAAUUGGCAAUGUGAAGAUAUCAAUGAAUGUGUAAUAUUUGGCAUCUGCUCCCAACUUUGUAUCAACGUAAAAGGAUCAUACAAAUGUACUUGUGAAAGAAAUUAUAAAGAAAGAAACAGCAGCUGCAUUGCAAAAGGCUCUGAAGAUCAAGUUCUCUACAUUGCUAAUGACACUGAUAUCCUGGGUUUUGUAUAUCCAUUCAACUACAGUGAUGGUCAUCAACAGAUUACACAUAUUGAACAUAAUUCAAGAAUAACUGGAAUGGAUCUAUAUUAUCAAGGGGAAAUUAUAAUUUGGAGUACUCAGUUUAAUCCAGGAGGCAUUUUCUAUAAAAAGGUCCAUGAGGGAGAAAGGAGACAAAGCAGUAAUGGUGUGAUAUGUCCUGAAUUCAAAAGACCCAGAGAUAUUGCAGUUGACUGGAUAGCUGGAAAUAUUUAUUGGACUGAUCAUUCUAGAAUGCACUGGUUCAGUUAUUAUACAACUCACUGGACAAGUUUAAGAUAUUCCAUCAAUGUAGGUCAGAUAAAUGGACCUAACUGCACAAGGCUCCUUACAAAUAUGGCAGGAGAACCAUAUGCAAUUGCUGUAAAUCCUCCCAAAGGCAUGAUGUACUGGACAGUAAUUGGAGACCAUUCUCACAUAGAAGAAGCAGCAAUGGAUGGUACUUUGAGGAGGAUAUUAGUACAAAAGAAUUUACAAAGGCCAACAGGUCUUGUAGUUGAUCUCUUCAGUCAGCGCUUGUUCUGGGCUGAUUUUGAAUUAUCCAUAAUUGGAAGUGUUCUUUUUGAUGGUUCUGAUUUGGUGGUAUCUGUGAGCAGCAAACAUGGGUUACUUCAUCCCCAUAGAAUUGAUGUUUUUGAGAAUUAUAUAUAUGGAGCAGGACCUAAAAAUGGUGCAUUUAGAGUACAAAAAUUUGGUCGUGGCUCUGUAGAAUAUCUGAAUUUGGAGACUGAUAAGACAAAAAGUGCUUUGAUUUCACAUCGCUACAAACAAACAUACUCACUCAAUCCUUGUUUGGAAUUUAGCUGUGAGUUCCUCUGUUUACUCAGCCCUUCAGGUGCAGCCUGCAUAUGUCCUGAAGGAAAGUCAUUGUUGAAUGGAACCUGCAGUGAAUUGAGCAUUUUAGAUGAUACAUGUAAGCUGACUUGUGAAAAUGGAGGAAGAUGUGUUAUUAAUGAAAAGGGUGAUCAAAGAUGUUACUGUUGGCCAAGUUAUUCAGGGGAAAGAUGUGAAACUAACCACUGUAACAACUACUGCCAAAAUGGAGGGACCUGUGUAGCUUCUGUCCUCGGAAGACCUACAUGCAGCUGUACACUGGGGUUUACAGGUCCAAACUGCAAUAAAACAGUUUGUGAUCAUUUUUGUCAAAAUGGCGGAACGUGCACUGUCACUGCUGGAAAUCAGCCCCGCUGCAAUUGUCAGCAUGAAUACACAGGUGAUAGAUGCCAAUACUAUGUUUGCCACCAUCAUUGUGUUAAUUCUGAAUCCUGUAUCGUAGCUGAUGAUGGCAAUGUGGAAUGUGUCUGUCCUCUUCGAUACGAAGGUCCAAAGUGUGAAAUUGACAAAUGUAUAAAAUGCCAUGGAGGACAAUGCAUCAUGGACAAGGAGAGUGAUGACAUAAUGUGCAACUGCACAAAUGGAAAGAUUGCAUCCAGUUGCCAAUUAUGUGAUGGUUAUUGCUACAAUGGUGGUACAUGUCAGUUGAAUCCUGAGAGAAAUGGACCUGUCUGUCUAUGUUCCACCAACUGGUCUGGUACACAGUGUGAAAGGCCAGCUCCCAAGAGCAGCAAAUCUGACAACAUCAGCACAAGAAGCAUUGCAAUCAUUGUUCCUCUCGUCCUCUUGGUGACCUUAAUCACUACUUUGGUAAUAGGUUUGCUUCUUUGUAAAAGAAAGCGAAGGACAAAAACAAUCCGACGACAACCAAUGAUAAAUGGAGGAAUCAGUGUAGAAAUUGGAAAUCCAUCGUACAAUAUGUAUGAAGUGGGCCAUAAUCACAGUGAAAGAGGUCUUUCAGAUUUUACAUUAAAUCCAGAAAAGGCCAGGUAUAUAGGGGGAGGGCCCACAGUCUUCAAGCUUCCCCACACAGCACCGCCAAUCUACUUAAACUCUGACCUGAAAGGACCUUUAACAGCAGGGCCAACAAACUACUCUAAUCCAGUGUAUGCAAAGUUGUAUAUGGAUGGGCAAAAUUGUCGAAACUCCUUAGCAAGUGUUGAUGAAAGGAAAGAACUCCUUCCAAAGAAAAUAGAUAUUGGCAUAAGGGAGACUGUGGCAUAAUCCAUUGUAACUUUUUGUAUACUGUAUAAAUGUAUAAAAUAUGAGGAUUACUUUUCUAUGUACCAACAGUAUUAUAAUUGUUUUAGCAUCAGCAUUACCUCUGGAUUUUUUUUCUUCUGUUUGGUUGGUGGUUUUCUGGGUUUUUCUUUUGCUGAUGACUUGACUGACCAUUUGUAUGGUAUUUUUAUGAAAAAAAAUCUGCACUACAGUACAAUUUACAACAAUGCUGCUGAUAUAACACACAUUGAAUUU